AUGACUGCGAAAGCACCGGACAGCUAUACUUUCACCGUCGGAAAGCUAGAUGCGGGCAUGGCUAUACUUCUUGGAGAGCGUGCACAUCUUAUCGAGUUUCCUUCCUUACUUCUUCCUCCAGGCGCAACCGCCGGUUCGAUAGUGAACAUAUCAGUGACACAGAAUGUUCUGGAGGAGCAGAAGCGUGACGAUGAAUUUUGGCAAUUGCAGAACGAUAUUCUCGAGACAUUUGGACAUAACACGCCCAAAGCUCCUGAAAUCAAGCUUCGAAAUGUGACGCAAACCUCCGUAACUCUAGAGUGGCCCCCACUCGACCUUGCCACAGCUCAUCUACGCUCGCUUGAUAUCUACAGAAAUGGUGACAGGCUCGCGCCUAUCCCUUCUCCCAUGCAGAACACGUCGACAAAGCUUUCCGGUCUAGCUCUCGAUAACGAUUAUACCUUCCGCCUUGUCCUUCGCACAUCUGCCGGAACAUAUCAGUCGAAUGUCGUCCAUGUACGCACACAUACCAUGACCGACACUUCCGGUAUCUCUGUUUGCUUUGGGAAUGUUCAGGACCCCGUGUUGCUAGAAAAUGCGAAGUUAGCUUUGCAGGAUAUGGGCGCGAAGUGGAGCGACAAAAUCCAAAUUGACACAACCCACUUUGUUUGCACUACUCCUGCUGCGACACCUUCAGGCGCUCAAGCUACUGGUAGUGUCAGUAGUGCACCUGGGGUAGAGUACCAGAGAGCGCUGCAAUUGAGUAUACCCGUAGUGCAGCCACAUUGGAUCUUAGCAUGCCACACGGAAAAGAAGAUGAUUCCUAUUGCCUCAUACUACCUCGGCACCACUCCA
This is a messenger RNA of Heterobasidion irregulare TC 32-1, 834 nucleotides long. RefSeq lists its product as uncharacterized. The record is from RefSeq and is a predicted model, not a curated record. Gene Ontology annotation, molecular function: protein dimerization activity. NCBI's taxonomy places the organism in Eukaryota, Fungi, Basidiomycota, Agaricomycetes, Russulales, Bondarzewiaceae. Gene Ontology annotation, biological process: Golgi to plasma membrane transport; conjugation with cellular fusion. The annotation marks the transcript as partial. The transcript is spliced from 5 exons. Gene Ontology annotation, cellular component: exomer complex; trans-Golgi network.